GAGGCACAGGGCUCGUGCGGAAGCCUGCCCCGUGGUCCAAGGAGAGCGGCCUCACGGAGAAGAAGAUCCGCGAGCUGGUGCAGCAGUGCAUCUCCCAGCACGCGGGCAGCACCAAGGGGCCCCCAUCGCCUACGGCACCAGCGUCAUCAGGAGCGGGCGCCGGUUGCAAGGAGCAGGCGCAGCACGUGCAGGGCAACAUCCAGCAGCGCACGGAGCUCCAGGCGAAGAUCAACUUCCACGAGAAGAGCCUCAAGGAGUGCAAGAUCGUGGAGGCAGAGGGCGGCCCAAUUCACCUCCUGCACCAGCGGGCCCUCGACGUCCUUCGGCAGCAGGCGCGUGAAUUGCGCCCCCCAGGCGCUGCUUACAAGGCCUCGUCCCAGAAGCUCGCGCGGUGCAUGCAGCAGCUGGACCGCUUCACGAGCGACCUGCAGGGCCUGGAGGCGCAGCUGGAGGCUACCCAGCGCAAGAUCCAGGAGAAUGCGAAGCACGAGCAAACCAUGCAGGCUGCACGUGGUGAGAAGCCCCACCCAGUCAUCAAGGAGGAAGACUUGGUUGGCUUCGACCUCGCCGAGCAGCUCGACGACGAUGGCGCGAAGGAGGCCCUCGAGCAGUUCAAGGCGAGCCCCCACUUCGGCAAGAUCCAGGCGGCCCUCCGCCAGCAGGCGGCGGAGAAGCUGGCUACGGUCAUGGCUGAGGAACCUGGAGGCGAUAAGCGCGGAGCCGCCUGGGUGGAGCUGGCCAAGGAUGACGUCGGCGCCCUCUGGCAGCAGCUCCUCAGCAGCGGACAGCAGCCUACGGACUGGACCAAGGAGAAGCUGGGCGACGCCUUCACGCAGGUCCAGCACAGCAAGCACCGCAGCGGGCUACUGGCUGCCAGCGCUGGCGCCAAGCAGCUACACGCACCAGCAGCGGUCACCAUCACGCACACCUUCGAGACCUUCAACGCCAACCAGGGAAAGCUAACCCUCCAGAAGCGGCUGAGAAGGUCAACAGCAAUGGUCAUCAUGGCUCAGGAGAUAGGCUACGGCAUCGAUGACUGCGAGAGCCUCUCUUCUUGGGCAACGGCGCGCGGCUGGCAAAGCUUCAUCGUGCCAGGGCUGCCCUCACGAGGGUACCUCCCCUCCGCAGGCCUGGCAGUCUUCGCCAGGGAGGGGAUCGGGCUGCGCGGGCCCACUUACCCUGGCGAUGCCCCGCCCAGACGUGCAGGCAGCGUCAACGAGACCAUUGCGCACGGCACCGAGCUCGUCCGUGGCAGGGCUCAACACGUCGUCGUGGAGCUGCCGAACUGGCCGCCGCUCAACGUCGUCAACGUGCACCUCCACACAGGGGAGGGCAUGAGCAGCCGCAACGCAAGUAUACUCAUGACGGUGGGGCUCGCGCUCGCGGGCCAGGCGCACCCUGGCAUCAUCGGCGGUGACUGGAACAUGGACGUGCAGGUUGUCAAGAACUCCGGCUUCCCCGUGCACGCGCAGCUGGAGAUGGUCACCCCGAAGCACGCGACCUGCAGGACAGCGGCGUCGGUGUCAACCAUCGACUACUUCGGGCUGACCACGGGAGCCAUGCGCAUGCUAGCUGCAUGCAACGCAGACUUGACCUGGUCGGUAAAGCCGCAUCGACCAGUUCAGCUUCAACUGACAGCGGAGGGCACCAAGCUCAGGUACCUCACCUACGUAGGCGGUGCGAAGAUACCAGCGCAGAUUGUGCACGGACCUUUCCUCGAGGAGAGCAGCUGGCCCCUGGAGCGCAGCUUCGCUGAGCAGGCGCUGAGCAUGGCCAAGGUGGCGCCCGCUGCAGUCGCCUGGCGUUUCCUCUCGAAGGCUUGGGGCAGAUGGGCGACCAGGGCAGCCUCGAGGGUCGGGCACCUCACUGGUACGGAGACGCGGGCCAGCGCCUACGCGCGCCCGCUCCAAGCCAAGUGGGUCGAGCGUGAGCACCAGGUCCUCACGGAGGAUGAGGUACAGGCGGUCGCGGAUGGAUGGAAGUGGCUGCAGGACUGCCUGGCGGGCCUCAUCACCGCAAAGGCGAACGCCAGAACACCCGAGGGCCGACUGUUUCUCGACAACGAGCUGCAAGGCUUCCUCAGUGUAGACUACUGUGGGCAGAACCUCAGCGCGAGGCUCGACGCAUCAGUUCGGCAUGCUCGGCAGAUUGCGCAGAGGAGUUUCAGCAGUGAGGACAUCAUGACCUUCUCGGAGGAGAUCGACGAGGAUGUUAACUUUGCCAUGCAGCUAGCGAACAAGGAAUCUUCGAGGCGCUGGAGAGAAUGGUGUGACGGGGCCUGUGCGGGCGGAGCGGGGAAGCUCCACAAGGUCACUCGCGUGCGAGCAGUUCAGGCCCCCACCACGGUUAGCGACUCGGAGAACGGCAUCACAGGGCACCCGCACUUUGUAGUCAAGGAUAUGGAGGAUACGCACGCAGCGCUGUGGAAGGCGGUGAAG
This is a messenger RNA of Prorocentrum cordatum, 2438 nucleotides long. NCBI's taxonomy places the organism in Eukaryota, Dinophyceae, Prorocentrales, Prorocentraceae. The record is from the annotation of a GenBank genome assembly.